This is a messenger RNA of Malus domestica (apple), 453 nucleotides long. RefSeq lists its product as uncharacterized. NCBI's taxonomy places the organism in Eukaryota, Viridiplantae, Streptophyta, Magnoliopsida, Rosales, Rosaceae. The record is from RefSeq and is a predicted model, not a curated record.
AUGGCAAACUUGGCAGAGCCUGAUUUUGUUUCCCUUGAUAUUACUGGAAAAAACUACCUUACUUGGGUAGUGGAUGCUAAGAUCCAUUUGGAGGCAGGAAACCUUGGAGACACCAUCAAGGAGGGAAGCAAUACAUCCUCUCAAGAUCAGGUGAAGGCUAUGAUCUUUAUCCGUUGCCAGCUUGAUGAAGGAUUGAAGAGGGAAUACCUAAUGGUUGAAGAUCCAUUAGCCAUCUGGAAAGCAUUGAGGAAUAGAUACAAUCACCAGAAAACGGAUUUCAAGAUGGUUGGUGAGUAUAACUCUGCAAUAUUCAGAAUUAGGUCCCAAAUGAAACUUUGUGGGGAGACUAUCGUUAAGGAAGAUAUGAUGGAAAAGACUUUCAGUACUUUUCAUGCCUCCAAUGUGCUCUUUCAGCAGCAGUAUGGAGAACAAGGCUUUACUGAGUGCAACUAG